Molecule: messenger RNA, 1908 nt
Organism: Cladocopium goreaui
Lineage: Eukaryota; Dinophyceae; Suessiales; Symbiodiniaceae
Source: the annotation of a GenBank genome assembly
AUGGAGCAACUGGAGAUGCAGCUCCGCUCGGUGCCUGAGACAACUGUACCUGAGACACCGGUGCUCCACAACGAGUUGAAAAUCCGGGGAGCCAUUCUGGGCGACGAGGUUCCGGCCUCUGACGCCACAGUUGAGGACCCAGAGCAGACGUCCGACAAGAUCCGAUUUGGUGAGAGUGUUUGGAGCCUUCCUUUGGUCUUAGACUUUCAAAGAUUUCCAUUGUGGGAUAGUAUCUUUGCAAUGCUGCUCCUCUUGGUGAACUUGGGUAUGCAGGCUAUGUUUUCAGGCAUUCUGCUGUCCGACAACUUUGCGGGUGCUGGAGUGCAGGUGGAGGAGGAAAGGGAAAAUGCGCGGAGGUGGAGGGUCAGCAUAGCACACGACUGGAGAUAUAUGGACCUCUCGGAAACCAGCCUGGCCACGCGCGUUUGCCAGAGCGAUGGCGCCCUGAUUUUAUCGACGCCGCAGGCCGAACUCAUCGACCAAAUCAACAGCUUUCUAGGCUUGGGGCCCACCGACUUCGAGCCGGGUUUUCUUCAGCCAGGAAUUCUCUUCUGUUCACUUUGCAUCCUUCAUUGGAGUUUGUGCGUCUACAAGGAAUUUCGUAGCGUCUGGCUUGCUCUUGAAGCUGUGAUCAUGACUCCAAGAGCUUCGCGAAGCACGAUCAUCGAGAACAGACUUGCCAGUCUGUCAACGCCUCGCCUCGUCAUUGUUCUUAUGUCCUUCGUGCUGCGGAUAGCCAUCGCAAGUAUCAUGCUGGUUGCUGGGGUCAACUGGUUGGGACGAACGACUUCAAUCACAGAAUUGAUGUUGAACGCCGUUGCCCUGAACAGUAUCAUGGACGUUGACGAGUUGCUUUUUGCCGGCUUCAUUCCAGUGUCAGUGCAACAGUCGGUCAGAAGGCUGGAGCCCAUCAAGAUGAAGUACAGCAGAUCUCGGAGUCAACGCGAAUCUUUUGGACUCUUCCUGCUGCUGGGCGCGACGAUGCUGGUCCCAUACCUGGUAUAUUUGGAGCCCCUCUCAGCUGGCAUGAUCAGCAUCAAAUGGGAGAUGUGUGGCGGGAACCAAACCUUUGUGGUGGCCAACAAUCCAGAGAGUCAGCAGAUUGUUGGUUACAGGACCCAAGAAGCUCGAAACGACCAGGAGCCUACUCUGAUUGAAAUCGCCGUGGAUCGGCACAAGUUCCAGGAAGAUGGCCCGCCUGAAUACAUCUUCUUUUCCGCCUCGCGGACAUUGUUCAACGCUGACAUCGAUGAAGACAUGAGCGGGGCAGCUGAGAGAGCGCCCUUCUGCAUCGAGACGGACGCGCUGAGACCGGGCGCUCCCUUCUAUGGUGACCUGGUCAUUGAGCCCAUCAUCCACGCUCGCAUGAGAUCCGCUCUGGUUGUUUUGGGCCAUCCUCCUGGCACUUCUUGUGAGAACAUCACUCAGCUCUGCAGCAGGCCCGAUGCUCGGCUCCUCAGAUUGAUGUGUGGCGACACGUGUGGCUGUACUGAUCCCUUUUCUUCGCCAUGGCACAAGGUUCCAUCGCAAGGAUGUUCCGAUGCCUGCACCGUCCGAACACAGAACAUCUUGGCCACACAGCCCUGUGAGGAUCAGCCCACUGGAGAUGUUUGGAAGGAAUUCUGGGACGGAUAUGCUGCAGCUUUGGCAGAAUUCUACGGGCAGAAUGUGAGCCGGGCAGUCAUUUGGCCCAUGGCCAGCAACGUCAUGGCACAGCUGCGGGUGACCGGAUGCAGUGGCCUAGGGGUGCCAGGGCUACAAGUCGAAAUGAUCACCCAGACACCGUGGUGUCAGGGUCACGACCGCUUAUUUCGCCCAUUGGCAUGGCUUUGUCCCAGGUCUUGUGGCUGUGCAGAGAAUCCGUCAUCCCAUUGCCCAGUGAAUUGCAAAGCAAACGCCAGCGGCUGA